Molecule: messenger RNA, 630 nt
Organism: Drosophila mauritiana
Lineage: Eukaryota; Metazoa; Arthropoda; Insecta; Diptera; Drosophilidae
Product: acylphosphatase-1
Exons: 1
Coding region: 204-515 (103 amino acids)
Source: RefSeq, a predicted model, not a curated record
GUUUGUUUUUUUUUUUUGCUGGGAAUGUAACCUGCUGCCCCUGAUUUCUUGUGGCGAUUAUGGGUGUUGCACGAUAAUUGGAGGCAAUUUACGAUCGGAUCUGGAGGUUCAAAGUCAGGGUCACAGAGCGCUGAGACUUUGCCGUCAAGUCAAUCCGAGUUUUGUGUACACCCUGCUUUUUGGCAAGUUAAAUCCUAGUUGAGAUGACCGGCCAAAAGGAGGAGAUCUUGGGCUGUGACUUUGAGGUGCGUGGCAAGUUGCCCAAGGAAGCCUUCGAGCUGUUUGCAGUGGUCCAGGCCAAUACACUGGGACUGCGGGGAUUCAUCACCCAGGUGUCCGAGGAGAAGUUCAAGGGUCGUCUGGAGGGCGAGGGCAAGGUGAUCGAUGCCUUCAAGAAGUUCAUCCUGGCCGCCUCCGAGUUCGUGCAGGCCAUCAAGGAGUUCAUCAUCAAGAACCUGAAAGUCAUCAAGGAAUACACCUACAAGACCUUCGAAAUCAAGGUGGAACGGAAAUGAUCAAAGGAGUAGCUUCAAUUAUCAAAAGUUCUAUCCAUUAUGAUUUGCCUAAUAUGUUUGAUGUAUGGAUGUAACGAGGUAUUUUCCGAAUAAAAUUGCACAGAUUUAACACAGA